Salvia splendens (bonfire salvia) is the source of this 919-nucleotide messenger RNA. Its product is annotated as probable carboxylesterase 9. Gene Ontology annotation, molecular function: hydrolase activity. The record is from RefSeq and is a predicted model, not a curated record. The transcript is spliced from 2 exons. Bases 2 to 919 code for a protein of 305 amino acids. NCBI's taxonomy places the organism in Eukaryota, Viridiplantae, Streptophyta, Magnoliopsida, Lamiales, Lamiaceae.
CAUGUCCAAAGUGGAUCCCUACACACACCUAAAAAUCUCCCUCAACCCCGACGGCUCACUGACCCGCCACCCCACCUCCGCCGAAACCGGAGAAACCCCCGGCCACGGCGUCCUCAGCAAAGACGUAACCCUCGACGCCGGCAAGAAAACGUGGCUGCGGAUCUACCUCCCCGCCCGCCUCCCUUCGAACGACAACACCGUCGCCCGCCUCCCCGUCAUCUUCUUCUUCCACGGCGCCGGAUGGAUCCGCGCCGCCGUCUCCCACGACAGCUGCAACCGCAUCUCCGCCGAGGUCCCCGCCGUCCUCGUCGCCGUCGAGCUCCGCCUCGCGCCUGAGAACCGCCUCCCCGCGCAGUACGAGGACGCGGUGGAUGCUGUUGCGUGGGUCAGGGACCAGGCCACGGAUGGCGGCGAUCAGUGGAUCACAGACUACGCCGAUUUAUCGCGCUGCUACCUCUACGGCGUCCGCUGUGGCGCUAACGUAGCAUACAACACCGCCCUGCGCCUGCAGGACAUAGAGUUGCAUCCGGUGAAAAUGGCGGGAACCAUUCUGAACCAGCCAUUUUUUGGGGCGAAACAGAGGACUAAGAGCGAGCUAGAGCGGGCGUGGGAUGAUAAUUUGCCGCUGUCAGUGCAAGACUUGCUGUGGGAGCUAGCGCUGCCGGUUGGGACGGACAUGGAUCACCGCUUCAGUAAUCCCUUCGUGGCCAAGGAGAAGGUGAAGAAUAUUGGGAGGUGUUUGGUUAUUGGUUUUGGCGGGGACCCGUUGAUUGACCGCCAGCAAGACUUGGUUAAGAUGCUGGUGGAGGAGGGGGUGGCGGUCGAGGCGCGUUUCCACGACGGCGGCUUCCAUGGCGUAGAUAUGGUCGACUCUAAGAGGGCGACCACCAUUCUCAAUUACAUCAAAACUUUUGUUUGA